AUGCCGCACCAGCUUUCGAAUAGGGCAGCGUCCGGCAGCAGCGAGCCUGCGUGCCAUUCCGACGGGUUCCAUUACCAACUCGCCAAGUCUCUGCGAGACAUCAAUCAAGUGGAGGAGGACCAGAGGUUCCAGACAGUGGCACGGGCCGCGAAGGGACUGGAGGACGUCUAUGGGCUGAUGGACCGGCGCGAUUGCAUGCUAGAACUCCUCACGGCGAUAGCCGCACGAUGGCAAGGGAUGCUGCCCGUCUUCAAUUCGCUCUCCAAGCAACGCUCGGAUAUUGUCAAGCUCAAGGACGAGCUCAAGCAGACGCAGCGAGGAAAGACCCACGCGGAGAACGUGGCGCGCCAGGCGAUCGAGACGUCCGAGCGAACAAUGCCGGUCCUAACCAAGACAAAAGAAGACCUUGCGCAGACCCAGCAGGAGUUGGGCGCGUUGAAGAGGGUGACGGAGGAGUAUAAGGUCGAGUUGCAGAAGCAGCGAGAGGAAGUGGGCGGCUUGCGUACGCGACUGCACGCACUGAAGGCGCAGGAGCGGAAACAGAAGGAGGAGAUCAAGAGGCUCCGCGAGGAGAACAGGGAAACCAGCCGCUUCCUCCAAUUCGUUGCUGAGAGCCAAGCGCAGGCAGAGCAAGAUACUCAGGACAGCUUGGAUGUCCAGCUGUCAUCGGAAUCGGACGAUGUUGGACUUGAAUUCCUCACUUCGGACGUCGACAGCUCCCGCCACCCUGCGUUCGAACCCACUACCUCCCGCAAACGGCGAAGACCCGAAGCCGAUGAGUGCCUACCUACUUUCGCCUCCGAGACUGUCAUCUACAGUCCCCGACCGUCUCCCCGUCGGCCGGCGCGGCGUGAACCUCUCGCGGUGAAGCCUCCUAUCUUCAGCUCAGACUGGAAUCUGCCACAACCUCCGGCAAAACAGCGAAAACCCGCCUCGAGGUCAGGAGCAGAGUCCCUGGGUGACGUAGGAUUUCCGAUCAAUUUGGACGAGAAGGUUGCCAUCCGCCAGAACAUCUCCGCGCUCAAGCACAACAUCCGGCACCAGCAAGCCCAGCUCGCCGCGCUCGAGAACACCGUCCUCCGCGGCCCGCGCCCCUACCCGCCCGGCAUCUUCAACUCGCCCCCGCACUCCCCCGCCGAGCUCGAUCUCUCCGUCCCCCAACGCCCGUCCUCCUCCGACUCCGCAUACUCCCCGCGCGCGAUCAAGAUCGCCAGGCGCAGCUCGUUCGAGGCGCUCCAAGGACUCGCAGGCCCCGACUCGAGCCUACCGCUCCCGCGGCGCAACAACAUGUCGUUCGGGGACGAGAACGGGAUCCGGGAGGGCAUCCCGACGGGGAGUGGGAGCGGGCAGAGGAGCGAUAGCCCGACGAGAACGCUGAGCCGCAUCCCCGUCUCGUCAGUAGGAAACGCACGCGCACUAGCAGAAGAAGACGGCGACAGCACUUUGCGAUCCUCACUGAGUGUCUCGACAACGUCAGCAGGCGGCGUGUCACCGCGGCGGGCCUCGUUUGCGCCCGGGAACACGACGAAGGUCCUCGCCGACCUCCAGGCAGGCGUGUUGAACGCGAAGAACGCGCUGGAGAACACGAAGGCGCAGCUACGCGUGAGCCAGCGGCAGGUCAGCCAGCUGACGCGGCAGACGGAGGACCUGAAGGAGGUGCGGGAGCGGCUGCGGCUGGAGAACGAGGGGCUGAACAACGUCGUCGCGCGGAAAGAGCGGCUGCUGCAGGAGGUGCUCGAACGCGCACGGAAAGCGGAGGCAGAAGUGAUCUCGCUCAAGUCGCAGCUCAAGAACGAGACGACGACGUCGAAGAAGACGAUCCGCGACAUGGAGUCCUCGCUGACCGAGUGCACCGCGCGCACGCAGAAGGCGGAGCGCGAGUACGCCGUGCUCCGGGACUCGAUCAAGGGCCUCGUCGAGUCGUUCCAGACGGACGCGCUGACGCUUCGCGAGGAGGUGAAGCGGCGGGAGGACAAGCUGAAGGCGGACGCGGAGGAGAUGGGCAAGAAGUACAAGCGGCUGCUCGAGCAGGUGCAGAAGGAGCGCGAGUCGGGCGGCCUGGGCGAGAUCAAGUGGCUGCUGUACGAGAACAAGCGGCUAACGGAGCAGAUGGAGACGGUGCUCAAGGAGGAGAUGGGCGAGCUGCGGAGCGAGGUCGACCGGCACGCGCAGGAGAGUGACGAGGCGAACCAGACAGCAAAAACGUUGGCCGCGGAGCUCGGUCGGCUACGGCGACUCAUGCGACAAGCAGGCGCGGUGGCGGCGGCCGAGGCGCGGAAAUCAUGAGUUUCGGUUACACUUUGACAUUGACUUCUUCGAAUCCGAGUCGGGAUCUUGUACACGCUCUUUGACCGUCCCCUUCCCAAGUUCAUUCUCAACUACACGCUCACGCCUUCUCACGUUCUCUCUACUCUAUCUCCAUCUCUCUCUGUGUCCCCCCCCUUGUUGCAUAUUUUGUACGUCGUCUGCGUCAGUCCCAUCGCUCUGCUGUACUUUCCUUCACCUCCACACUUCUGGCGGGGACGCAUCGCCAUCAUCUACCAUUGCUGUGGCAGCACGCAUCCUGGAUCAGGACUAAUUAUAUUGCAUGGACUGGACGGUCUUGUUUCUCCGACCCGUUGGCCCACGCUCGAGCCUCCAAACCGUCACCUUUCUGAUCCUCAGCGAGGACGCCAUAUUAACUAUCUCGACGGCCUUGUAAUCUUAUCAGAUAUGAUUAGAUGAUGAACGGCCGCCCCCGCCUCAGAACCCCGGCUUGACGGGUUCGGCACAAGCCAAUGCCCGGUGCUAUACUUAAGUCCCCAUCAUCACGCAGAAACCAUCAAUGCGAGUUGCAGGCGAUCGAGAGGGGAUCUUGCUCUGAAGGAUCCACCCUGGGUCUUGUUGACGGUGACUGACGCGACAACUCAAGCCAAAUUCUGCAUUUGCAUAGUCUGCGAGACCUACAUACGAACAUUUCGCUCUGAUGCCGCGCCGUCAAUAAUCGCGAAGCCGGCUUUCGUCGCGGUCAGGUGCGGGUCAAAACCUUGUCAGCAGAAGCGGAGACGAUGC
Molecule: messenger RNA, 3051 nt
Organism: Dichomitus squalens LYAD-421 SS1
Lineage: Eukaryota; Fungi; Basidiomycota; Agaricomycetes; Polyporales; Polyporaceae
Exons: 10
Coding region: 1-2286 (761 amino acids)
Source: RefSeq, a predicted model, not a curated record